UGUCAGUCGACGCUCGCGAGUACAACGCAGUGGCCAAUAAACGUCGGUCGCGGAGUGAACGCGCCGUGUCGGAAAAGUGAACGUCAGUCAAUCCCCCCAUCGAUGCUGCAUCUGAAAAACUUUCUCCCUUGGCGUGCAUACGUCGUCAGCACCUUCGCUUAGAAAACACAGUGAAACCUACUUCAGCAUCCAAGCUAAAGUUGCACCAGGGUACGUACAAGACGCACACUGUUUACUAACAGACAUUGCAUGCACUCGGUGUAUCUCUGGGUCGCCUAAACUGCUACGCUUGGUCGUUGCCACUUCCCCUGCGAGUCCAGUGACAGUUUUUCCAAAAUCCAGACGGCGAUGGCGCGACUCAAGGUUGCCAUAAUCGGCCAGAGCCCCUUCGCAGCUGAGGUUUACAAGCUCCUCAGGCAGAAUGGACACGAGAUCACAGGAGUCUUCACCAUCCCUGACAAGGGAAAUAGGGAGGAUCCUUUGGCCGUGACAGCGAAGGCAGACGACACCCCAGUGUUCAAGGUGAAGUCCUGGAGGAGCAAAGGUGUGACUCUGCCGGAAGUGCUGGCGCUGUACAAGAGUAUAGAGGUAGAUUUGAACGUUCUUCCGUUCUGCAGCCAGUUCAUUCCCAUGGAGGUGAUCAAUCAUCCCCGUCACAAGAGCAUAUGCUACCAUCCGUCUCUGCUGCCAAGGCACCGCGGGGCAAGCGCCAUAAGCUGGACUCUGAUCGAAGGGGACGACACAGCAGGUUUCUCAAUAUUCUGGGCUGACGAUGGCCUCGACACUGGGCCCGUACUGCUCCAGAGGUCCUGCAAGGUGGAGCCCAACGACACCUUGGAUACGCUGUACAACAACUUCCUCUACCCCGAAGGUAUCAAGGCCAUGGGAGAGGCUGUGGACCUGGUGGCCAAAGGAACAGCACCGAUGAUCUCUCAACCCGAAGAAGGUGCUACCUAUGACCCGAUGCUGAACAAGAAGGAGCUCCAGAAACUGGACUUGUCGAAGCCAGCAAAACAGAUUCACGACUUCAUACGAGCCUUGGAUAGCACUCCUGGAGCUUGGACCUUGAUCAAUGGCGAAGAGGUUCGUCUAUUUGGGUCUAGCCUGUGGAACAAUGGUCAGGUACCUGAGCAUGAGCUCGAGGUGAACGUGGAGGAUCGUCUGGGAGUCAUCCACGAGGGUGGAUUGUUAAUUAGUGCCUGUGAUGGCAAGUAUGUGAACGUGGAAAGGAUAAAGGUUGGGAAUAAGACGAUUCCUGCUAGCAAGUUCGGCCAGGAGGACCAAACUACGACUAUAGAGUUCACGGAGGAGGAGCUGAAGACCAAGGAUGCGUUGAAAGUGAUUUGGAAAGGGAUCCUCAAGGUGGAUGUCGAGGACGACACUGACUUCUUCGCCUGUGGAGCUGGAAGCAUGGACGUUGUGAGGCUGGUGGAGGAAGUCAAGGACAAUCUGGGUGUGACGCUGCAAAACAUCGACGUCUUCAUGGCUCCAGUCUUUCUAGAGUUUGCCACGACGGUGGUCCUUGCAGCACGAGGCGUUUCUGCCUCCAAGGACAUCAAGUACGACGCUGUGGAACUCCAGGCAAACAACAUGAACCUCAAGUUCCCUAAGCAGCUCUUCAUCAACGGAGAAUUCGUCAAUGGUCAUGGGAAACCCAUCGACACAAUAAAUCCUCACGAUGAAAGCGUUAUCUGCUCUGUGGAAACUGCUACUGUCGAGGAUGUAGACAAGGCUGUGAAGGCUGCCAAGAAGGCCUUCGAAGAUGGGGAAUGGAGCAAGAUCAGUGCUAGGGAGCGAGGUGCUCUUCUCUUCAAGUUGGCAGACUUAAUGGAGCAGCACAAAGAGGAACUAGCAACACUGGAGUCGUUGGACUCGGGUGCAGUGUAUACUCUAGCCCUGAAGACCCACAUAGGCAUGUCCAUAGAGACCUGGAGGUACUUUGCUGGCUGGUGCGACAAGAUCCAAGGCUCUACUAUACCUAUAUCCCACGCCAGACCUAAUCGCAACCUCACCUUCACACGCAAGGAGCCAAUAGGCGUUUGUGGCCUGGUCACUCCCUGGAACUACCCUCUGAUGAUGCUCUCCUGGAAGAUGGCAGCUUGCCUGGCAGCUGGUAACACCGUGGUGAUGAAGCCUGCUCAGACGUCGCCUCUGACCGCCCUUAAGUUCGCUGAGCUCACAGCAAUGGCUGGCUUCCCACCCGGAGUGGUGAACAUAGUCCCUGGGAAUGGUUCGAUGACUGGCCAAGCUCUCUGCGACCAUCCUUUGAUCAGGAAACUUGGAUUCACAGGGUCUACACCAGUCGGCAAGACUAUAAUGAGAGCCUGCGCUGAUAGUAAUUUGAAGAAGGUCUCGUUGGAGCUCGGGGGCAAGAGUCCUCUGGUCAUUUUCGAGGAUGCUGACCUUCAGCAUGCUGUCAGAGUUGGGAUGAGCAGUGUGUUCUUCAACAAGGGGGAGAACUGCAUUGCUGCUGGUCGUAUAUUCGUCGAGGAGUCCAUACACGACGACUUUGUGAGCAGGAUCAUCGAAGAAACCAAGAAGAUCACCAUAGGCAACCCGUUAGACAGAAGUACAGCUCACGGUCCGCAGAACCACAAGGCCCACAUGGACAAGCUCUUGGAGUACGUGAAUCGUGGCGUCCAAGAAGGAGCCAAGUUGGUCUAUGGUGGCAAGAGACUGGAUCGUCCUGGCUGGUACUUUGAGCCUACAGUCCUCACUGAUGUAAAGGACGAUAUGUACAUAGCGAAGGAGGAGUCCUUUGGUCCUGUGAUGGUCAUAUCGAAGUUCAGUUCCAAGAACAUGGACGAGGUGAUCGCAAGGGCCAAUAAUACAGAGUACGGACUGGCAUCUGGUGUUCUGACCAAGGACAUCAGCAGAGCUCUGAGAUUCGCUGAGAAAAUCGAGGCUGGUACGGUGUUCAUCAACACGUACAACAAGACUGACGUCGCUGCACCCUUUGGUGGAUUCAAGAUGUCAGGAUUCGGCAAGGACCUGGGCCAGGAGGCUCUCAACGAGUACCUGAAGACGAAAACUGUCACCAUAGAAUAUUAGAGAAGCGUUGGAGAUGGGUAGAAUUUUUAUCCAAAUAAAUGACAUUGAAUAGGUACUAAAUUUGUUGGAAAUUAUAAGGGGAGGUCCUCGAGCAGUGACAUUAAUUUAUUUAAUUAAUAGACUGGGGAUCUUUAUACAAGAUAAAAUCAUUGACAUAAUUGAAUCUAACCUGGAAUUUAUUUUACUCUGUAAAUAUUGUAACAUGAACUUUACUUUCAAUAUUUUUUUUGUAUUAUUGUUGUACUAUUGUACUACUAUAUUUUUGUACCAUUGCAUUCGAUAUUCCUAUAAUAUUAACAAUUUCCAAUAAUAUAUAACCGCAUGAAAAUUCACAGGCUACUAAUUAAACAGUCAAGAUAGACCUCUACCUGUGAGUUACAAGAAUUAAAUUAACGAAUUAAUCACUUUUAGCGAUUCGAGAUAUGGAUAAAAAUUUUACUCGUUUCCAGCGGGGAUUCAUUUCAAACGCGUUUCAUUCUACCCUUGUUUAUACGCCCAUCUUUGUAUUUGCCAUUCGUUUUAUUUAUAAGAAUAAAUUCUAAACUUUUGUAA
Hylaeus anthracinus is the source of this 3603-nucleotide messenger RNA. Its product is annotated as cytosolic 10-formyltetrahydrofolate dehydrogenase. Gene Ontology annotation, biological process: biosynthetic process; one-carbon metabolic process; 10-formyltetrahydrofolate catabolic process. Gene Ontology annotation, cellular component: cytoplasm. The transcript is spliced from 7 exons. Lineage: Eukaryota; Metazoa; Arthropoda; Insecta; Hymenoptera; Colletidae. Gene Ontology annotation, molecular function: formyltetrahydrofolate dehydrogenase activity; aldehyde dehydrogenase (NAD+) activity. The record is from RefSeq and is a predicted model, not a curated record. The coding region runs from base 349 to 3051 and encodes 900 amino acids.